UUGGAGCUCUUUUAUUUGAUAAUUUCUCUAAUCCAAUCUUCUAUUUUGAAGCUUCAAAAAGAUAUAAUUGUUAUGGCAAAUCAUCUUGAUAUCAUAUUAGUUCCUCUAAGUUUGUUCCUUAGUGUUGGAUACCAUGCCUUUCUAUGGCACAACUUCAAGAACAAUCCCUCAAUUAUCACCUUAGGAAUCAUCACUCUCAAGAGGAGGGAGUGGUUCCAUGGUAUCAAACAGGGUGAUGAUAAAAAGGAGGUCCUAGCAGUUCAAAGUUUAAGAAAUAGCUUAAUGGAGACCAUACUAACAGCUACUAUAACCAUGCUAAUCAACAUAGGAUUAGCAGCAUUAGCCAACAAUGCAUACAAAGCUAGCAACUUAUUGGGUACGACCCCAUUUUUUGGGUCACAAUCAGGUCGAAUCAUCGUUCUAAAAUUCGGGUCAGCAUCGGUAUUCUUGCUCACAAGCUUCUUGUGUAGUUCAAUAGCUAUCGGCUAUUUGGUAGAUGCCAAUUAUUUGAUCAAUGCAUCAGGAGAAAUGUUGAGCCGUGGGCAUACUAAAAGGGUGUUAGAAAGAGGGUUUAUAAUGGGUGUUGUAGGGAGUAGAAUGUUGUGUAUUAGUUUGCCUUUGUUGAUGUGGUUAAUUGGCCCUGUUUUUGUGCUCAUUUCUUCCUUGGUUAUGAUUUGGGUUUUGUAUGGCCUUGAUUAUUCUAUCAAAUUACAAGGUCUCACUAUACAAAAAUAAUUUUAAUGAGUUAUAGUUUAUUGAAUAACAACAAAUUGCAAACGGGUUUCGAAAUAUGAACUCAUAAUUAUUUAUAACGGCCAACGGGUAUAUUUGUCAUUCAUUAUGUAAUAUAAACUAUAGUUAAGUUUUUUUCGUAAAAAAGUGUACAAGGUAUUGUUUAAAGCAACUAUACUUGAGUAAUGCUCUCUUCCAAAUCAUUACAAAAUCGCCAAAUUUUUCUUUGUGGCC
Amaranthus tricolor (Joseph's coat) is the source of this 966-nucleotide messenger RNA. RefSeq lists its product as uncharacterized. Lineage: Eukaryota; Viridiplantae; Streptophyta; Magnoliopsida; Caryophyllales; Amaranthaceae. The record is from RefSeq and is a predicted model, not a curated record. Bases 73 to 735 code for a protein of 220 amino acids. The transcript has 2 exons.